AUGACGGGCACCAUGAAGGCUAUCGUCAUGAGGGCGCCUGGCCCGCCUGACUCGCUCAAGCUCGAAGAGAUGCCCAUCCCAGAGCCAGCACCGGGCAAGGUGCUCAUCAGAGUCCGGGCAAGGGGCAUCAACCGCUCCGAAAUGUUCACUCGACAGGGUCACUCCCCCGGGCUUCAGUACCCGCGCGUCCUCGGCAUAGAAGCGUGUGGAGAAGUCGUCGCUGCGCCCUCUGGGGAGUUCGCGCCUGGUGAUGUGGUGGCAUCCAUCAUGGGUGGGAUGGGAAGACUCUGGGAUGGCGGCUAUGCGGAGUACUGCCUCGUACCGGCCACUCAGAUCCAAAAGAUCACGGUCAAACUUGACUGGGCGACCCUUGGUGCAAUGCCUGAGAUGCUCCAGACUGCGCAUGGCAGUCUCUUCCGAUCACUCCAGCUCAAGGCGGGCGAAGUGCUGCUCGUUCGAGGCGGCACGACUUCUGUUGGACUCUCAGCAGCAGCUCUGGCGCGCAAUGCGGGCGCCAAAGUCAUCUCGACGUCUCGUAGCGCUAAUCGUGUCGAUCUACUGAAAGCGAAUGGAGCAAGCGAGACGAUCGUUGACUCGGGCUCAAUUGCUGCUGAGGUCCGCAUGCUGUACCCGAACGGCGUCGACAAAGUGCUCGAGCUCAUCGGAACGGUAACGCUGCAGGACUCGCUACGAUGUACUCGAGAGGGAGGUAUCGUUUGCAUGACUGGUAUCGUUGGUGACUCUUGGACACUGAACGAUCUCAACCCGAUGGACUUCAUUCCCACUGGCGUCUGUCUCACUUCCUAUGCUGACCCGAAUGCCUUCAUGAAGAUACCCAUGAAUGAGCUGGCACAGCAAGUCGCCGACAAGACGCUCAAUAUCACGAUAGGCCGUACUCUCAGCCUAGAAGAGAUUCCUCUCGCGCAUGAGCUCAUGGAAUCCAACAAAGCCGGUGGCAAGAUCGUUGUGCUCUCUUGA
Messenger RNA from Mixia osmundae IAM 14324, 978 nucleotides. RefSeq lists its product as uncharacterized. NCBI's taxonomy places the organism in Eukaryota, Fungi, Basidiomycota, Mixiomycetes, Mixiales, Mixiaceae. The record is from RefSeq and is a predicted model, not a curated record. The transcript has 2 exons. Gene Ontology annotation, molecular function: oxidoreductase activity. The coding region runs from base 1 to 978 and encodes 325 amino acids.